AUGAAAGAGUUCAACAACAAGCCACCAGUGCCAGGAGUCAAACUCAUCGGAUACGUCGACGACCUCCAAGCACAUCUUCCACCAGGUUUGGCUAGGAACAUGCAGGCCAUAUCCACUGUAACGAAUUGGAUUCAGGAACGUCUCUCCCAAAAAGGGAUUGAGCUCAGUCUCCCGAAAUCCAAAGUGCUUUUCCCGGAAGGUCUUUGCAUGUCCUCUUUGACAAACGACGAACAGCAACAAUUGACGAAAAUUGGUCUGUCAGUUGCUGAAGGUGGCAUGCCAGUUGUCGGGAUCCCAGUAGGAACAGAGGAGUUCCAGAGGAAUUUCGUUUCCAAAAUCGCCCGUGGUGACCCGGCGGAAUUGAUACUCCGCCUAGCAACGCUUGACGACCCUCAAGCCAGCUAUCAACUGCUGCGUUUAUCUGGUGUGCCACGUUUGUUCCAUCUGCUGAGGACGAUUGCACCGUCUAUCACCAACUCUGCCGCAAAAAUACAUGACAACAUGAUGAUGUGGGCAAUGAGUAAGAUCGUCCUUGGCAAGAUGGCCGACAGCAUGAGAAUACCAACGGUCAAAGAGGUACGCGCAGACCCGACGAAGAGCGAGGAGGUAGAUUUCUUCAAAGAGACAGCUCGGGCGCAGGUGCACCUACCCAUGCGAGAAGGAGGACUAGGAAUCACGAGCAAUGUUCUCAUUCGAGAAUCGGCUUUUGUGGCAGGGCAAGCGCUGGUGUUCUCCAAGUCAGUGCAAGCAUCGACAGGAUACACAGUUGAGCAAUGUCUACCCCGGCUUGCCCAGCUACCGACAGGAUUGGCUCUGAUUGACUCGCUGAAGAAGCUAGAGGAAAUCAUCACCAAAGACAAGCUUGAAAAAGCUGUUGGGCAGUCAUGGGCUAAACUUGCCACAAGUGAUGAGUUAACCCCCGCCCUCAAAGGAGUUUACUUGUUGGAAGCAGGGAAGGCGGGAAAACCCCGUGAAGAUGGAAACCCUGACGUAGAACAUCAACCACCGUCUACCUUCAGCCGAAAUGAAUUUGGUCAACACUACCAAGUCUUUGGAGCCCAAGCUCUCCUUUCGAAACCUCUUCAUGCAGCAGUGCGCCACAUGGUGGAGACAGACUUGCAGAAAGUAGUAGGCGAGGAAACGCCAAAGAAGAGGGCGUUGAUCCGCUUGGAGGAAGCGAAAGGCAAGGGAGUUUUGUCGUGGUUGACAACGCAAGGGUUGUCAGCAGAUGAAAGAAUGCUGCCUGAUCUAUAUCGAGAGUCAAUCGGUCGUGUACUGGGGAGUCACGAUCGAGCAGACUGCAACACAGGCAAACUUUGUGGUGCAGGUGCAUUGUUACCAUGCAAGGACCGCUUGAGCCGAGCCCACUCCCUCGUCUGCACCAAGACCGGCGCCUCAACCUUCCUCCAUAACAGGAUGGUUCGAGUGGUCCUCAAGACACUGCGCGAGUGCCAUAUGCCCAUCGCCGUUGAGGAUUCUUCCCCUUUUACCACAGGCACUGGUAGGGGAAAGGGGCUAUACAAGAUGGAUUUGGUAAUCCCCCCAGGAUUACACGCAGGAGAGAAGGAAGAGGACCUCUGCACCAAGUCCAUUCUGAUCGACGUAACAAUCGUCAACCCAUCAGCAGGUCGAAGCAUCGACAAGUCGAUCCUUAAGCCAGGAUCAGCCCUCGAAGAUCGAGCUGCAAGUAAGGCAAAUCACUAUGCGGGAACUUUCAACCCGUCUAGAUCUACCCUCCUUACUGCUGCUUUUUCAACGAAUGGUGGUCUUGGCAAAGGCACCAAUCGACUCAUCGUUGCUAUCGCCAACCACUUGGCGCACGAAGCUUUUUGCCGGGAAAAUUUUGACGACGAGAGGGCCUUAGUUCGCCUGAAAGCUUUUCAUACUAACAGGAUUCGGAGACGGUUUACCUUCGAGCUAGCUCGUUUUCUGUCGAUGCGAACUCGCGAUGUGUUCAAACGUCAUGGGCUACUGAUCGACCAACUUCCACCAGGGCCAAUCGGUUGGGAUCUCUGCGACAACGAUAGUAGUGAGGGGCUAGGGAAGAACUGCCCAGAGAUUCUUCUUGUCGAAAUGAGGAUCGGAAUGAUGGUAGCGAAAACAAGGAGGACACUGGUGAAAGUACUCCUAAACGAACUCGAGUACUAGGUAAUAGCCUUGGUAGACGCGUGCAUUUUUCGUCUGUUGCUGCUGUUUCUAUUUUCAAUCCGAAGGAUAGUUUAGCCUCCCCCAUGCUGCCCCCUCACGGGGUCCCAGUUCAUUGUAGAUAGAAGUGUUUUGUGUUUUCAACCGCACUAAGACUGACGUCUUUUCAUUGGUCAGCCGGUUAGCGCGGUCGAUGCAAAUAAUAAAAGCACACGCGUACACGUACAUAGUUUGGGCUUUGCUGUGAGGUGGAUACCAUGGUGGUGCACGGUGGAAUGAAAAAUCGCCCCGGAUCGCGGAUGAACGCGGAUGAACGCGGAUGAACAUUUUAGUCUACAGGCUUGGGACCGUUCUCUUGGGAUCGUUACAAGCACAGCCAUGUCUUCAAUGCACACUCGCUGGCCAAUGGGCAGGAACACAUAUCCUGCGGGGAGGUGGACGUAGGAUAUGGCAAUGUCACGGUUCCGGUGUUGGUGUCCUUUGGCACGUUGUAUCCAGAAUGCAAGACUGUUCGGGAAAGGAGAUACACAAGCACGCCUGGACAAAUCGCUCCUUCAAUUCCUCCAUGCAUGCGCGCGCGUAUGUACAAGAACAAUUGUUUCCCCCGGAACGCGGCGAAUAGUCUAUCGCGGGGCACACGUACGUGUCGUUCCGACGAGAGCGAAAUCCAUCCGUCGUUUUGCGGCGAAAAAGCUUCCGCGAUCCUGUCGUUGGCAGGGACGGCCGAUCGAUGGGGUGAUUUCUCGCGUCUCGGGCGUUCGGCUAAAAAGGUGCGUGGUUCAAGCUUUCGAACUGAAGUGAUCAUUAAUUCACAUUUUUUUUCGGUUCUGUGAGACUGUGGAGACCACCUAUAUAAAGGUUGAAACUCCCCAACGUCUGUCGAGGACGAAACCCUCUUUUCCACAAUGGCGGCGACGAAGAGAUAUCAGCGUGUCUGCUUUCGGUUGCAAAGGACACGGGUUCAAAACCCGCUGCUCACCUUAUUUCCUUCCGGAGUACGGAAAAAAGAAGAACGGUGGGUGGGCCAAGAAAGGAUGCACUGUCUAUCGAACUCGAAACUUCUGGCAAUGCGUGGCGGAAGUGGCGCACCCGCACACACGCACAGAAGAGUGCCUCGAAAAAGGGGGGGG
This is a messenger RNA of Ectocarpus sp. CCAP 1310/34, 3275 nucleotides long. NCBI's taxonomy places the organism in Eukaryota, Phaeophyceae, Ectocarpales, Ectocarpaceae. The record is from the annotation of a GenBank genome assembly.